Molecule: messenger RNA, 3834 nt
Organism: Saccharomyces paradoxus
Lineage: Eukaryota; Fungi; Ascomycota; Saccharomycetes; Saccharomycetales; Saccharomycetaceae
Gene: CLU1
Product: translation initiation factor 3 subunit CLU1
Exons: 1
Coding region: 1-3834 (1277 amino acids)
Biological process (GO): intracellular distribution of mitochondria
Cellular component (GO): cytoplasm
Molecular function (GO): mRNA binding; protein binding
Source: RefSeq, a predicted model, not a curated record
AUGAGCGAAACAAAAGAAGAAGUUAAAAACGCCACCGUUAAGGUGACUGUUAAACUUCCAAAAGAAGAAAACCAUUCGCAUAAUACUAAACAUGUCAAAAAACCCCAAGCUGCUAAGAAUAAUGAUAUAUCUUUUGAAAUUGGCAGAGAAUCUAAAAUUCAAACUGUCCUAGAUGUAUUGGCUAUGAUUCCAAGUUCCAAGUACUUGACAAACGUUGGGUUGAAAGCAAUUGAAGGUGACUCCCAGCUAACUGACGAAGUGUCUAUAAAGGAAAUUGCUGGUGAAAAAAGCGAGUUGAAACUUCAAUUGAUACUGAAGCCAUAUAGUGCGAGGGAGGCUUUGAAACAUGUGAUUACCGUUCGCGACUUUAUCGGGUUUGCCCAAGAAACCUCUGACGGAUUAUCCGAAUUUGCUAUUUCUACUGGUUCAAACUUUUCCUCGUUACCGUUGGGCCCUAUCAAGGAACGCUCAAAGCAAGAAGAAAAAGACGAGAAGAGUGAUCCAGAGGAAAAGAAAAAUACUUUCAAAAAUGUUUCUGACGAGGAAAAACUAAAAUUCAACGAGAUGGUUCAUGAAGUAUUUUCUAGCUUCAAGAAUUCUUCAAUUAGCAAACUUCUCACAUCCGAAUCCAAUAUCAUCACGCCAUGCGUCAGGUCUUUGAGUUUUGCACCUUAUAACCCUGUACCUCCAUUUUAUAGAAGUAAAGGUCAUCUAUUUUACCUACAAGUUGUUACCUUGGAAGGCGAAAAUUUUUAUAUCACUGCAAUUCCAUCUGGGUUCUACGUCAAUAAAUCAAACUCAACCAAGUUUGAUCCUUCUCCUAAGGAAAACGCUGACGAAAACGCGCACGCAUGCCUGAUUUACUACAGUCUAUUUGACUUGAUCGCUUCUCAUUCUAAAAAAUUCAUUUCUCAUAUCCAAGCGCUCGAGAAGAAAGUAUCUGCUUUAGACUCUACAAGUUAUGUAAGACCAAGCAAUACUUUUUUGCAUAAACCGUGGUUUGUUUCUUCCUUACCGGCAAAUAACCCAGAUUAUCUAAGGUUACAAACAGCCGCCUUGGAUACCACUCCAGAAAGAAACUUUAAUGAUGAAUUCCAAGCUAUCAAAGAUCUGACUACGUCAACAUUACAUGAUCGUAUUGAGAUGGAAAGAUUGUUUUCUAAAGUAGUACAUGAAUUUUCCGUUACUGCAGCAUCAGGUGCUAUGUCAAUAUUUUACAGUGAUUUCAUUGCAAUGAACCCAGAAUCUCCAACUUGCGAUCAAAUUUUCUUAAAGGACAAUAUUUUUUAUUCCUAUGUUUCUGAUGUUAGCGGCAAUUAUGAAGGAAAGGGUGGGGAUGAGGCCGCCAUUGCUGCUUCCAAUCAAGACUUGAAAACAAUCAACAUUUUGAAUCGCCUGCAUAUGCACGAAAUUCGUUAUCUUUUAACGACUGUCGUCGAAUUUGCUGGCAGGAGGAUCUUGGCUCAAACUCCAGUACCUGGACUCUUAGCUACCAUGGGUAACAAGAUUGUCAAAGAUGCUAAUACCGGCGAAGAAAUUACCGAAGAUUUCGUCAAUGAUAUCAAUGUCAAAUAUGGCCUUGAUGAAGGUUUAGGAAAAAUUGUUUAUGAUGCUGACUUUGAAGCUGUCUUAGAAAAAAAGUUUGUCAAAGCUUUCCAUUUAAAGAAGCACACAGUUAACGGCACUGAAUUGGCAUUUUCGUCUCAAUCAAAGGGAAUCGUUGGAUUCGAUAAGAGGCGCUAUAUUUUGGAUUUAGCCAACACAUACCCUCUGGAUGUCAAUUUUGCUAGACAAAACUUUGACAACAUCGAUGUAACGGACAACCGUUACCCACACAGGCAAACUUUGUUACGUCCGGAACUGGUAGAAAAAUGGUGGAAUAAUAAAGUUGAGAAAGAAGGUGUUGAAUUUGAAAAAGCCUAUGAAGAAAAUAUGUUUAGUUAUAACCCUGAUGCUUAUCAAGUCGAAGGUAUUGAGGACACUAGUAUUGAUGAAAUGUCGAACUACUUACAAGAAGAAGUCAUCCCCAGCGUUAUUCAAGAUUACCUAUCCGGAAAUUUGAGCACUCCUUACAAUGGUGAACAUUUAGCCGAUACUUUACAUAAGAAUGGUAUCAACAUGCGUUAUCUAGGUAAAAUUAUCGAGCUUUCUCAAAAGGAAUUAGACUCUCAAAUUACCAACUACGAAAAAAAUUUGAAAGCUGUUGAACAAGGUAACAAAGAAUAUGAGGAUUGGGAAAAAUCUUAUCUGCAAAAAAUUGAGACUAUGAUUAAAGAGAGACAAGCCAAGAUUAAUAAGCUGGUACAAGAAGGCAAAGAAGUUCCUAAAGAACUAACCGAAGAUUUGAAAUUGAACGAUGAAGAAAUCAAAAAACCAACUGAUGGAAAACCUGUCGUCGUUGCCUAUGAUGAGCUAGUGCCAUUGAUAAAAAUUUCUGAAUUAGAAAUUGUUUCGCGUUCUUUGAAACAUGUUUUGAAAGAUUUGAGUAAAGAUGUUCCAGUCUUUUUGGUUCCAUCUUUGGUUGCAUACGUCUUCAAUAUGUUGGUUGGUAUCAACUACAAUGCCAAUCCAAAGCCAGAACCUGUGGACGAAUUUUAUCCAGUCAAUAAGUGUUCAUUUGUUAAAUUGACACGUUCCGAAUUAUUGGAAUCCAUCUCUAAACAGGCCUUCUUACGUUUCCGUUAUAAAUUGCCUUCUGAUUGGAUCGAAGCCUAUAUGGAAAAUCCUUUCACGCUCAUUAGAAGUGUUUCUUACAAAUUUGGUAUUCAAUUGCUCAAUAAAGAAUACUUUUUCACCAGAGAAGAAUUGGAAAUUUAUAAGCAAAGUUUGGAAAAGAAAAUUAGGAACAAGUUUGUCGAACCAUCAACUACCUUCAGUUUAAGCGAUUUGACUAUUAUUCCACGCGUUAAGUUCUCAGAAUACACUUCUUCAGUUAGUGAGGAAUUCUGGGCUCAAGGUGCUUCUAUGAUCAACGAAGACAAGCAGAGUGCUUUGACUUUGCUUGCUCAAUCGAUCACAGUCUUAGAAGAUGUCAACAAUAUUUUACAUCCUGCUGUUGCUGAAAAGUACUUGUCAUUAUCUGCUAUUUACAAUAAGUUGGCGUUAUACCCUGAAGCCAUUGCCUUCUGUCGUAAGGCAUGCACUAUUUAUGAAAGAGUUAGCGGCAUUGAUUCUUUUGAAAUGAUGAGGGCUUUAACUAAUUUAGCAAUUUUAGAAUUCUCUAACGAAAGUCCUUAUAACGCUGCUGUCGUAUAUAAUAGGCUCGCCGAGAUCCUAAAGGUUUACGAGUUACCUAAAAUCCACCAUCCAGCCCCCACAAGUAUUUUCAACCAUUUGGAACAAUUGGCCCUGGGUGUUCAAGACACUAAAUUGGCUAUAGAAGUCUUGGGACAACUAAGUUCCUAUGUGGUAGAAUUAGAAGGCAAGGAUUCAUUAGCAUAUGGUUAUACCGAGUCACGUUUGGGUAAUUUGUUUGCAGCAUUGAAGGAUUUCCAUCGUGCAUUAGAACACAUCACUGUAACCCAAGGGAUUUUUACCAAGCAAUUAGGCAUGAAUCACACACAUUCAGCCCAAUCAAGACAGUGGGUUAAUGGUUUGAGCACAUUGAUAAUGGAUUUAAAACAAAAGAAGCAGCUUGCACAAGAUCAAAUGUCAGCAACGGGGUCAAAUGCAGCCAGCCAUAAAAAAAGCAAUCACCGUCAAAAGAAGGAUGAUGUUAAACCUGAAUUAGCUGACAAGAGCGUAGAUGAGUUGUUAACAUUCAUAGAAGGCGAUUCUACCAACUCUAAGAGCAAAAAAAAAGGCAAUAAUAAGAAGAAACAUGGUAAGAAAUAG